UGUUGGGUGACGGCGACAUCGAUGUUGCUGUCUGUUAUUCAACUUCGCCUUCUCAGGUCGUCAGAAAAUUACUAAGAUACAUCCCCAAACACAUUUAUUCAAAGUAAUUUUCCCACUUAGUUGCGAUGGACGUCGUGCUGUCCGUCUGUCGGUGCCACUCAAACGUAUGCGACAUCGCUUUUAUUUUGACAACGCGAAUAGGAAGUGAAUAGGUCGCCUAUCCAUACUUGACGUUGGUGAUUUGCUACAGGAAAGACUUAUGAGAGAUAAAUAUUGUCAUUACAUUCGAGUUUUCAGACUUCUCCAAGUAACCCGAUCCUUCCACCGUUAAGUUUUUUUCUGCCUUCACAUCGUUUACCGAAUAGGGUGACAUAACACAACACGGCCGUGUUCAAUUGGCAGCUGGAUGGAUGUGCUGAGGAAACCAUGAACAGUGGAUCCGUGUUUUUUUUUUUUUUUUGCUUGGAAUUUCCUCCUCGCUUUGGUGAUUAUUUAAUACCGACAAUGCGUCAGGUUUAUCACGGCUUUUGAUGACCCACUUCAUAUGAUGCGGAAUACAUUGUAUGGGAUUUACGGCACGAUUCAGCCUCGGAGGAAAGAACGUCUGGGAUCUUUCUAGUGAACGUGUAAUGAAGAUAAAAGAUGGACAUAUACGGGGGAUUAUUAAUUAUUUUCCCUGCCAGUUUUAUUGCCUGCAUAACAGCCCAGCACAAUCCACUAAAGGUUCAUGAAGGCUGGUGGGCAUAUAAGGAGGUGGUACAGGGAAGCUUUGUUCCAGUGCCUUCUUUCUGGGGCCUGGUAAACUCAGCUUGGAACUUGUGCUCAGUGGGGAAAAGGCAAUCACCGGUCAACAUUGAGACCAGUCACAUGAUCUUUGACCCUUACCUCACAUCUAUGAAACUAAACACUGAUGGAAAAAAGAUGAGGGGGACAAUGUAUAACACCGGUCGCCAUGUUUCUGUGCGACUGGACAAGGAGCAUCUGGUUAAUAUCUCCGGCGGGCCUAUGAUGUACAGCCAUCGUCUGGAGGAGAUUCGACUCCACUUUGGUAGUGAAGACAGUCAGGGCUCUGAACACCUGCUGAAUGGCCAGGCUUUCUCUGGAGAGGUUCAGCUGAUUCACUACAAUCACGAGUUGUAUACAAAUUACACCGAAGCUGCCAAGAGUCCCAAUGGACUCGUCGUUGUGUCCAUAUUCAUGAAAGUAGCUGAAACAUCUAACAAUUUCCUGAAUCAAUUGCUGAAUAGAGACAGCAUCACAAGAGUAACAUAUAAAAACGAUGCUUAUCUCCUGACAGGACUAAACAUAGAGGAGAUCUAUCCAGAAACAAGUAGUUUUAUCACUUAUGAUGGCUCAAUGACCAUCCCUCCAUGUUUUGAGACUGCCACGUGGAUCCUGAUGAACAAGCCCGUGUACGUCACACGCAUGCAGAUGCACUCUUUGCGCCUCCUGAGCCAGAACCAGCCAUCUCAGAUCUUCCUGAGCAUGAGUGACAAUGUCCGUCCAAUUCAGCCGCUGAUCAACCGCUGCAUCCGCACCAACAUUAACUUCAGCUUGCAAGGAAAAGACUGCCCAAACAACAGAGUCCAUAAGCUUCAAUACAGAGUGAAUGGAUGGUUACUAAAUUAGGAUCCUUCUGCGGAGAAAAAUAUCAAAGGUAAAGGAAGGCAAAGCAACGGUUGACAAUUUUGAAACCACUCACGUCGGCUCAUCCAGGAGGACUUGACGGAAUUGUAUCUCCACAAAUGUAUUGAUUGUAUCCAGAAAUAUGGAAUUUUGUAAAGCAUGCAGCGUGGGUCUGCUUUAUACAUAAGAACUAGAAAUGUAUUUCAUAUGAUACCUGCUGUACAUCUGACAAAAAGGAUUUUUUAUUGGGUCAGAACGUGACACUGUAAAGAAGCACAUGAAACACAAUCUCGUACUUAUUUGAUAACCUUCUGGUUCCCCAUACGGGGGGGGUGGGGUGGGGUGGGGGAGGAAAUUACAUUUUUACAUCUUGCUAUCAACUGAAAGAAGUAAAGAUAUGACAAUUCAGUCACGCAAUCCAACACAGAAGUUGGAAGGUCAUUAUGCUUGUCUACAGCUACUGAGCAGUCAUGUUCUAGCUCAAUUUGUAUGUAUUUGGAAUGUAUAUAUCAAUACAUAAUGGUGCACAUGACUUAAGAGAGGAAUUAUUGAAAAACGUGUCACAAUUGUUGUGUAGUUGUCUAAGUUGAUGCCUUUUAUUCCUUCAUUCAUCACAGACUGAAUCAUCUCAUUGGACCAAUAAAUUGGUCUCGAAAAAAGAUCCCAGAUCUUGUGUCACUACUUUGAUCAAGGGAACUGCUGAGAAAAUACUUCAGAUGCUUUGAUCAUGUGGGCAUUGAUACUCCAUGGUCAAAAUAUAAGGUCUACAAGCCCAUUCUAAUGACAAUAUACUCUCUUGUGUGGUGCUUGUCCCAUUCCAUUCUGUUCAGUUUCGACACAAAUGUGAUCAUAGUAAUCAAUUACAAUUGAAAUCAUCCAUUCCAGUCAUUGCCGUCACAAAAGCUUUAUUAACCGUACGGUGAAUGUUUUAAUGACUGUAUUAUUUUCAUUUUCUCAACGACCAUAAAAUGUAGAUGUAAAUGAACUUUAUUAAAUGUACAUUGAGACAAUA
Hippocampus comes (tiger tail seahorse) is the source of this 2638-nucleotide messenger RNA. RefSeq names its product carbonic anhydrase Xa (gene ca10a). The transcript has 9 exons. NCBI's taxonomy places the organism in Eukaryota, Metazoa, Chordata, Actinopteri, Syngnathiformes, Syngnathidae. The record is from RefSeq and is a predicted model, not a curated record. Bases 643 to 1629 code for a protein of 328 amino acids. Gene Ontology annotation, molecular function: zinc ion binding; carbonate dehydratase activity. Gene Ontology annotation, biological process: one-carbon metabolic process.